CACGGAACACGUGUCAGUCCACAUUAUAACCCCAUUCUCUAUCUCCAUCAUCGCUUUAAACCCAACACUUUCCCAUCCCCUUACUCCUCCAAACUUUCCCGGUUCCAUUUCGCCGGAAUAAUCGUUCCUUCUCAUGCUUCCGAAAUCAGUUCCCUCAGCGGUACCCCAACCCAAAACACUUGCUUCCAAAAUCACCCUAACUUCUUCCCUCACCUCCCUCCUCCAACCCCAAAACCCUCGCACAUGGAUCCUCUUCACCGUCCUCUUCAUCCAGAUCCUCCUCCUCUGCAACCUCCAUAGCUUCCCUUCCUCAAUUCCCCCUCCCCUCUCUCCCAUCCCCGCCGCCACCGACACCGACACCGACACCAUCACCACCACCGUACACCACUCCACCCGCACCCUCGACCAAUGCGGCUCCGGCAAGGUCUUCGUCUACGACCUCCCCCAAACCUUCAACAACGAAAUCCUCCUCCAUUGCGACAACCUCAACCCCUGGAGCUCCCGCUGCGACGCCCUCUCCAACGACGCCUUCGGCCGAAGCGCCGCUGCGCUCGCCGGAAUCGUCCCGGAGGAUCUCCUCCCGGCGUGGCACUGGACUGACCAGUUCGUAACCGAAAUCAUAUUCCACAACAGAUUAAUAAACCACAAGUGUAGGGUUAUGGAACCUGAAUCCGCUACGGCGUUCUACAUGCCGUUCUACGCUGGACUCGCGGUGGGGAAGUACCUCUGGUUCAACUCCACCGCAGAGGAACGCGAUCGCCACUGCGACAUGAUGCUGCAAUGGAUUCAGGACCAACCGUUUUUUAAAAGAUCAAACGGUUGGGAUCAUUUUAUCAGCAUGGGCCGCAUCACGUGGGAUUUUCGCCGCUCCAAGGACAAGGAUUGGGGUUCUAGCUGCCUCUACAAGCCAGGGAUAAGAAACGUCACGCGCCUUCUCAUCGAGCGUAACCCUUGGGACUAUUUUGACGUAGGUGUUCCCUAUCCCACCGGAUUCCACCCCCGCUCAAAAUCCGACGUUACGCGCUGGCAGAGCUUCCUUCGAGAGCGUCAGCGCCACGCGCUCUUCUGCUUCGCCGGCGCGCCGCGCCGCGCCUUCCCCGACGACUUUAGGGGACUUCUGCUGAGUCAGUGCCGCGACUCGGGCGAGUCGUGCCGCGCCGUGAACUGCACCGGGACGCGGUGCUCCAACGGCACGUCGGCGAUUAUGGAAACCUUUCUAGACUCGGAUUUCUGCUUGCAGCCGAGAGGGGACAGCUUCACGCGCCGCUCCAUUUUUGACUGCAUGGUGGCCGGUUCGAUUCCGGUUUUUUUCUGGCGGCGAACCGCGUAUUUGCAGUACGAGUGGUUCUUGCCGGUCGAACCGGAGAGUUAUUCGGUUUUCAUAGACCGGAACGCGGUGAAGAAUGGAACCUUAACCGUGAAAAACGUGCUCGAGAAGUUCACGAAAGAGGAGGUGAGGAAGAUGAGGGAGAAAGUAAUUGAGUACAUUCCGAGGUUGGUUUACGCAAACACGAAACAAGGGUUAGAUGGUGUGGAGGACGCUUUCGAUGUUGCCAUCGAAGGAGUGUUCAAAAGGAUUAAGGAACAGGAACAACCGCAGUUUCAUAAGUGGAAAUAACGGCGAUGCAAUGCUUCUUCGUUCGUCUUAGAUUUAGGAGAAUUAUUAUAAAUAAAUAAAUGAAAAAAUACGAUAUGUUUUAUUCAGGUGAAUUCCCUAGGAUAGAGUUUCAUUUUUUUUUCUUUCUAUUUUCUUACACGUGUUAUUUAUAUAUAGAUGCACAAUGAGAUCGAUGUAUGUACCAUAUUAAUAUUGAUAUUUAUAUUGCGAUUCUUUUCACUACGAUGAA
Molecule: messenger RNA, 1847 nt
Organism: Glycine soja
Lineage: Eukaryota; Viridiplantae; Streptophyta; Magnoliopsida; Fabales; Fabaceae
Product: xyloglucan galactosyltransferase XLT2-like
Exons: 1
Coding region: 134-1618 (494 amino acids)
Biological process (GO): xyloglucan biosynthetic process
Molecular function (GO): galactosyltransferase activity
Source: RefSeq, a predicted model, not a curated record